Messenger RNA from Solenopsis invicta (red fire ant), 3912 nucleotides. RefSeq lists its product as uncharacterized. The transcript is spliced from 2 exons. Bases 1 to 3912 code for a protein of 1303 amino acids. The record is from RefSeq and is a predicted model, not a curated record. Lineage: Eukaryota; Metazoa; Arthropoda; Insecta; Hymenoptera; Formicidae.
AUGCCGAAUGACGGCGACGAUCUAACGGCGCUCAAGCGUCGACGCUCUACGUUGGUAGGAUCGUGCACGCGCAUACGUAUUUUCGUGGACGCAGUCGAGUCAAUUACACCGUUUACACUAGCUCAACUCGAGGAGCGCAAAAAUAAAAUAGACGGUUUCUGGGCAGAAUACGAUGUCGUGCAAACUAAGCUGGAGUUAUUGGACAUUGCGGAAGCGGAUCAUCGCAUUUCGUUCGAGGAUUCCUAUUAUACGAUAUCGGCCAAGUUGCGCGAGUUAAUGAAUCCCCCGAUUGUACCACGUUCUCAGUUCGCACCGUCCACCUCGAACGCCUCCAACACAGUGGAACAUUUCAAUCAUAUAAAAUUACCCAAGUUAGAUCUCCCAAAAUUUACGGGAAAAUACGACGAAUGGUUUCCGUUCUUCGACACAUUUAAUUCUCUCAUUCAUGUAAACGCGGCGUUAAGCAAUAUUCAGAAGUUGCAAUAUUUGAGAGCAUCCGUCAUCGGCGACGCGAGCAAAAUAAUUUGUGCGCUAGAAAUUUCCGAGGCGAAUUACGAGGUAGCGUGGAAUUUAUUAAAACAGCGCUACGACAAUAAGCGAGUCAUUGUUCAAAGUCAUGUCAAGGCCAUAAUGGAUUUGCCAUCCAUGGUCAAGGAAAACAUUGUCGAAUUGCGGCAAAUCGCGGACGGUGCAACUAGACACAUUCACGCCCUUCAGGCUUUAACGCAUCCUACGUCUCACUGGGACGACAUAUUGGUCCACGUUUUGAGCAGCAAACUCGACGCGCUUACGUCACGGGAAUGGCAACUAUCAUUAACGGGCUCCGAGUUGCCCACUUUCAAACAGUUCAUCGAUUUCGUCGCGCAUCGAUGUCAGACUUUGGAAACGAGCUCCAAAUCAAAUGCUCCCUCAAAAAAUGCAAACGCUUUGGCGCAAUCUAACGCGAGGCGCCAUUCGUGUGUUGCAACGCUAAAAACAAAAUGCGGUUUUUGCAAGGGAGAGCACCUCAUAUAUUAUUGCCAAGAUUUUCUAGCAUUGCCGGUUUCUCAAAGAAUCUCGGAAAUCCGGAAAAGAAGGCUUUGCACUAACUGCCUGCGAUCUACAGAGCAUGCGUCCAGCAAAUGCUCAUCAGGCGGCUGUAAAAUUUGCAAAUUAAAACAUAAUUCAUUGCUUCAUCUUGCGACCGUCGCGACGGCAAAAUCCGUUACUCCGGGAUCCGAAGAUGAAGCCAGGGAAGGGGUUCUGACGAGUUCUCCGGCAGCGCUUGUUUCACACCGCUUGAACUCCUUCGAUAACAAGCAUGUUAUGUUGUCAACCGCUGUCGUUUAUGCGUACGAUAGUCAAGGUUCACAAAAAUGUUGCCGCGUGUUGUUAGACAGCGGCUCUCAAACAAAUUUCAUCUCGCAACGUUUCCUGACAGUGCUCGGCCUCAAAGCGCGUUCUCUCGACAUUUCGAUUUCAGGAAUCAAUAAAACAGCGACGAGAUCAUUUGGGGCAGCAGAGGUCAAACUGCAAUCGCGAACAAAUCCCUUCAGCAUUUUGGUGGAUUGUGUCGUCACUGAUCAUGUGACUGACAAAAUUCCAGCAAUCACAUUAAAGCGAAGCGCAUUCGAAUUUCCUCAGAAUCUCAAAUUAGCCGACCCCCAAUUUAAUGUGUCGGCGGAGAUCGAUGUUUUAAUUGGCGCCGAGCAUUUCUGGAACCUGCUCUGUGUGGGACAGGUAAAAUCUUCUCCAAUGCAUCCAACCUUGCACAAGACGCGAUUCGGAUGGAUUUUGGCAGGUCAAUUGGACGCCUCACCGAACUCAUCACGUAAGGCGCAAUCCUUUCACGCAUUGAUAACAAACACGCAAUUGCAUAAUCAACUAACGCGUUUUUGGCAGGUAGAGGAUGUCUCUGAAAUUUCAAACAAAUAUUCCGAGGAGGAGUCUCUAUGCGAGCAACAUUUUUUGCAAAACGUGUCGCGAAAUAGGCAGGGCAGAUUUAUCGUCAAGCUCCCGUUCAAGGAGCGGGCAUUUGACCGUCUUGGAGAUUCGAGGGACAUCGCUCUGAAGCGAUUUCGUAAUCUAGAAAAACGAUUCCUUCGUGAUCCCAAAUUAAAGAGUCAAUAUUCUCAGUUCAUAAACGAGUAUCUGGCAUUAGGCCACAUGAAGCUAAUUGACGAGCAGUGCUACGACGGCGCGGAAUCAUUCUAUUUACCCCACCAUUGCGUUUUCAAGCAUACAGCAGGUUCAAGCAAAAUACGGGUAGUCUUCGACGCCUCGAGUAAAGGCUCGACAGGGGUGUCAUUGAACGACACGCUCAUGGUAGGCCCAACGGUACAGCAGGACUUAUUUUCGAUUCUUCUGCGUUUCCGCUUCGUCCUGGCGGCGGAUAUUAUCAAAAUGUACCGCCAAAUCAUGGUGCACUCUUCACAAACGCGCUAUCAGCGCAUUCUUUGGCGAGACAAUCCUACUUCCGAAAUUAAAACGUAUGAACUCAUCACUGUGACAUACGGCACAUCGUCCGCCUCGUAUUUAGCCACGAGAUGCCUCAAAUGGCUAGCUGAACAUUACGCCAACGACUUUCCCAUAGGUUCCAUGUGUGUAGGACGGGACUUUUAUGUGGAUGACGUUCUAACUGGAGCAGAUACAAUUAGCGAGGCAAAAAUGCUGCGAGAGCAAACAAUUCAGUUAUUGCGUUUAGGAGCCUUCGAGCUCAGCAAAUGGGCAUCUAAUUGUCCGGGCCUGUUAGCAGAUACUAACGUCCAAAACGAUGGUGUCUUCACGAUUGACACCGGCAUGGACUCAUCCAUAUUAGGAGUCCAUUGGAAUCAAGUUCAAGAUACCUUCCAUUUCUCAUACAAACCUGACGACAACCAAUCAGCCGUAUUUAAGCGAGUCAUUCUAUCCGAGGUCUCCAGACUCUUCGAUCCACUCGGGUUAUUGGGUCCUAUCAUCGUGCUAGCUAAAUUGAUUUUGCAAGAGCUCUGGCAAUUGGGCAUCCACUGGGACGAAUCUGUCCCGCAGAAUCUUCAUUCGCGCUGGUUGAAAUUCAAUUCACAAUUAUCUAGCAUCAAUCAAAUUUGCAUCCCACGUUGCGUCAAGCUCGACACAAAUCCGCAAUCAAUACAAAUUCAUGGGUUUUGUGACGCGAGCGAAAAGGCCUACGGAGCGGCAAUAUACUUCCGAACCAAGCUAGGAAACGAUGCAUAUCACAUCGAAUUGUUAUGCUCUAAAUCUCGUGUCGCGCCCCUGAAGGCCGUUUCCCUACCGCGCCUUGAACUGUUGGCGGCGGUAUUGUUAGCCAGGCUAGUAAAAAAGGUCGAUACAGCAUUCAGCCUCUCUGAUGUACAAACCUUCUUAUGGUCGGACUCCACAAUAGUCCUGAAUUGGAUAGUCUCGCCAUCGCGAAAAUGGUCUACUUUCGUAGCCAACCGAAUCAGCGAGAUUCAAGGGGCUACGAAUCCCAGCAGUUGGCGUCACAUUAGGUCACCGGAAAAUCCUGCUGACAUUCUAUCACGCGGUCUCGACCCGCAAGAGUUAACAAGCUCGUCGUUGUGGUGGCACGGACCCGCAUUUCUCAAACUGGGCGAAGAAUCUUGGCCCAAGUCCGAUUUCGCACGCGCACCAGAAGACAUGCCAGAGCAAAAAAGGUGUACCACGGCUAUUGCCGUCAUCGAGCAUUCAAUCGUCAACGAAUUAUUAAACAAAUUUUCAAACCUUAAUAAGGCAUGUCGCGUACUCGCAUACUGUUUGAGAAUUACGAGGUCAUUCCGCCCAGCCGCACCCACUAUUUUCAUAUCUCAUCACGAGGCGUCAACCGCCCUAGAGGCAGAGUUGCCAUUGAGGCGCCGAUUUGCAGCCACACCGACAGCCAGAGGGAACAGACCCACUUGCACCGGCUGGCACUUUAUCCCCACUUAUCGGCCAUAG